CAUUACGUUACCGAAGACCAGCACGGCGCCAGUGCUCGAAAGGACAUUUGUGCAAUAACUACAGAGGCGCCAUCAGAGGAGGCUUUGCAAGCCUUCCUGGAUAGCAAAGCUCUCUUGAGCUUGGCGGGCACUGGUGAUUCACGCAGUGCCAUUCCCAUCAUUCAGGCGGUUGCUUCGCUGGAUAAGACGACAGACAGAACCACGAUGACGCUCGAAGAACUUCAACAAGCAGACGUCGAAAAGGCGGCCUACAAUGACAGAAUGUUUCAGGCAAUCAGCAACAUGGCAACCACGUAUAAGGAAUCUAUUGAAUUGAUAGCCAGUGCGAUGAAUGCGCUCAUGUCAUACGGUUCAGAAAACUCCCUGAACUUAGAUAUGAAUGCGAUUGAGCUGGCCACGUACCUGCUGGAAUCACUGUCCAAAUCUGCCGCAGAUGCUGACUACUCUACUGCAGAUGAAAUGCUGGACUUAUUAAAGAAUGUAAUGGCAAGUGCAUCGAUCUCGAAAGACCAUUUGGCAGUGAGCACUACCAGUGAGUCUUGCGAGGACAUUCCGCUGGCAGACCUCGACAAGGCACCGUUUUUGCCCAUCGACACCGCACAAGACUAUGAGUCCAUAUCGGAAAAUCUUAGCCUUGAACAAGAACAGAAAUGCAACGUAAGGGACAUUGCCAGAGGGAAGACGUCAGGUUUGGAUGAUCGCAUUGAUAUAGCGGUUCAAAACAUUCAGGGCGCAGUCAUGCAGCGGAUGGUCCUUGAUGAGGAGGUCGAGGUACCUCUCCCCAAAGGAGGAGCCACAAAAAUGGCAAUAAAGAAGAGUCUUAGCGGAAUGAACGAAACUGUCGGCCAAGCAACAAUAGCGUGGCCAUCAAACAUGACCAUCAACGAUAACAAACCAAUUGCUGUGUCUGCUACAGACAAUGCCAAGAACUCAAAAACGACAGCGACUGGAGCUAGCAGCAUUUCAGUCACAUCACGUGUGCUAGCCCUAAAUGUUUUCGAUCGCAAUCUCAAGCCAGUAACAGUCGCCAAUAUUUCGAGCGGAAUACUGAUGAGGAUUUCUCAAACGUACAACAACGCAACUAAUCGGAAUUGUACAGACUGUCCAGCGCCACCUACUCAAAUCAUUUCUGCUGAUGCUCUGAAAGGAAAGGUGAACCCUGUCGUCUAUUCAACCAUCAAUAUAUCGAAACCGCAUAGCGCAUUCAAUAUAGAGCUAACGGCAUACAAUGGUCCUGUCAACGACGUAUUCGUGAUGAUCAGCUUUGGUCACAUGCCGACACUACGCAACCACUCUUUACUGAAGAUGGUCACAGAGUUCCCUUACGAGGAAGCUCUUGAACCAGACGACAUCAAUGCUACAGCAAAAUAUCGAUGGUUUGUUUCCGCAGACUGGGUCAACGAUCGCCGUGGUGCAGUGUACGUGGGCGUAGGCCAGUUCAACUCAUCCAGUGCGAAGUACAAUGCCACGAUCGCCAGUCUCAGCACCGGAGGCAAUUCACUCAGCGACGUCAAAAGUAGGGAAGUACUACGAACUGAGUUCACCAUGAGUGAGUACACCUUGCAGACAUACACGUCUUCAUGCUCUUUCUACGACGAAGAAUUGAAGAUGUGGUCGAGUGAGGGCUUGCGAGUGGCGGAGGCAGACCUACGCUCUAUCACAUGCAACAGUUCCCACUUGACAUCGUUCGCUUCAGGCUUGUUUGUGCAGCCUAAUACGAUUGACUUUGCCUACGUAUUUGCGAAUGCUUCUUUCACGGACAACCUGACGAUCUACAUGACGCUCAUAAUCCUUCUCGUUUUAUAUCUUCUGCUGCUAAUUUGGGCAAGAUGGCAGGACAAGAAAGAUGUUGAAAAGCUCGGAGCUUUUCCUCUACCAGACAACAAGGUGGAGCACAAGUACCUGUACGAAAUCAUGGUGUUCACUGGACACAAGGCAGAUGCAGCAACAGAUUCAACGGUAUCAUUUGUACUGACCGGCGACGAUUACGACAGCGGAAAACGCACGUUUGGAAAGCCAAAACGACGAUUUUUCAGAAAAGGUGGACAAGAUGCCUUUGUCAUGUCGGUGCCUUGUUAUCUCGGGGAUCUCAAGUAUCUUCGCAUCUGGCACGACAACUCAGGCAAGGGACGCUUCGCCUCAUGGUAUCUGCAGUAUAUCCUGGUUCGCAAUGUUCAAACAGGAGAGAUGACCACAUUUGUCUGCAACGAAUGGCUUGCGGUCGAGUACGACGAUGGCCUUAUCGACCGUUUGAUCCCGGUAGCCGGCAAAGAACAAAUGCGAGACUUCGCCACCGUGUUUCCCCACCAGUCUCAGCAGUCACUGUCCGACGGACACCUCUGGUUCUCCGUGUUCCUUCGACCGCCUCGCUCGCGCUUCACUCGGAUGCAGAGAGUCUCGUGCUGCUUCGCCCUGCUGUUCUUGUCAAUGAUGGUGAACGCCAUGUGGUACGAACGCGUGCCUUCGAAGCCGUCUGCCGGCUCGAUCAAGUUUGGCCCGCUCUCGCUGUCUCCAGAGCAAAUCGCAGUUGGUAUCAUGUCAAACAUCAUAGUGUUUGUCCCCUCCCUGCUGAUCGUCUUCUUGUUCCGCAAGUCUCGUCCGAGGAAGCUCCGUAUGUCGAGGAUAGACAAGGCCAUGUCAGAAGCAAAAACUGAAGGUGGUGCAAAAAGCGGUCGCAGUGGAAACGAUACCGACGAAAAACCUGAAGAGUCUUCAAGUCGCAAGGGAUCACUUGCUAGCUCCAGUCAUGGUGAUACGUCAGCCAAAAACAAAAAGGUGAAAAAGCGAAGAUUCACUCUGCCAUGGUGGGGUGUGAUCAUCGGAUGGAUUUUAUGCAUCGUUUGUCUGUUUGGUUCCGCUUUCAUUGUCUACGCGUACGGUAUUACCUUUGGAAACGAGAAGGCGACUAAAUGGGUAACAUCACUGUUCAUUUCCCUCUUCUCUUCAAUUCUUCUGAUACAGCCACUGAAAGUCUUCUUGUCAGCUCUCGUCAUCUCCGCCAUUUUUAAGAACGUCGACCUUGACUCCGACGACGCCAACGAGGAUGAGCAGGACCCUCAGUUGGCACCUGAUGAAGAAUGGUUCGCGGCUGCCUCGGGAAAAACACGCACCACUGGAGGUGGAAGCAGUCCCUACGACAAAGAAACCCUCGAAAAAAUGCGCAAACAGCGGCUGAAAGAAAUUGAAAUGGGUGUAAUUGUCCGAGAGAUCAUUAGCUACUCAUUCUUCCUUUGGAUACUUUUUGUCCUGAGCUACGACAACAGGGAUCCCAACUCUUUUUACCUGCAAAAGAACCUGGAGAAUGCCUUUAUCAAAAUCGGAGACUACACCAACUUUCACAGGUGGUUAGACUUUUCGAGAGUAUCUAAUACUAGUGCAUUCUGGUACUGGUCGCAGAACGUCAUACUCCAAGAGCUGCGCGCACAGACUUGGUAUAACGGCAUAACCCCUGCAUACGGGCUACGAGGCUUCCUUGACGACCGAGUGAAUAGGAUUGUUGGCAGGGCAACGAUGCGACAAGUGCGCUCCCGCCCGGACACCUGCACAAUUCACAGUGGGAUGCGAAGCUUGAUUGGGGGCUGCCAGGGCUACACCAGCAUUGUGAGCGAAGAGACCAGCAGUUUCUGUGCCAACUGGACGCGACGGGGCAGCAGGGCUGAUUGCAACCGCGUGGAAUACCGCUAUUCGACCGGUAGCCAGCUCCAGGGUCUGCCUAUUGUCGCCAAACAGGACGUGUAUGGUGGAGGAGGCUACGUUUUCCAUUUCGCUGGAAGAACACCUGAUGUGCUGGAGAGAAUGGCACAGCUAGAACGAGAAAAUUGGAUAGACUCACUUACAAGAGCAGUGUUUGUGGAGUUUUCCGUUUACAACGCUCAAGCAAAUCUCUUCGGUGUCGCAACGAUCUACGUUGAGAUGACUCCUGGGGGUGGGAUGCAUCCUUGGUGGCGAUUUGACGGCAUUAGACUUUUGAAACAGGCCGGUUCACAAGCAUUCGUGAUUGUUUGCGAAAUUCUGUACUUUUUGUUUAUCUUUUACUUCAUCGUCCGAGAGGUUCGUCUGAUCCGCAAGAAAAGGAAAGAAUAUUUCAAACAAUACUCGGCGUACGCUGAGUGGGCCAUCAUACUUCUUUCUUUUACUGGCUUGAUUGUAUACAUCAUGCGCUUCAUUGAAACAGACAAAAUUUUGACCAUCUUCAAGGACACGAAUGGAGGCGGGUAUGUCCGACUGAAUUAUGCUCAGCUGCUUGACGAUCUCUACGGAUAUAUCAUCGGCAUCAUCGUGUUCAUCGCCACACUCAAGUUCAUCAAGCUUCUGCGCUUCAACAGGCGUAUUGGCAUGCUGUCAGCUACUCUCAAGCAGACCUGGAACGAUCUCACCGGCUUCUUUGCCAUCUUCACCAUCGCGAUCGGGUCGUUCGGUCUCCUGUUCAACCUUUUGUUGGUGGCUUACAUGGAUGACUUCAAAGACUUCCUUUCGGCGGUCGAGUCGUGUUUCGCCAUGAUGCUGAACAAGUUUGAAUUCAUGGAGAUGUACCGCAGCAGUUUCCUGGCAGCCAUGAUGUUCUUCUUGUUCGCCAUCUACAUGAACAUCAUAUUCGUCAACGUGCUGCUUACAAUCAUCCUGAAAGGCUUCGAACAGGUGAAGAAUGACGUCACAAAGCAGCCGAACGACUACGAGGUGGUCGACUUUGUCAUGCGUCGCUUUAAGAAGUUCCUUGGCAUUAACUCUGUGACUCCGCUGAAAGACAUCGUGACUGAGCAUCAGCGGGAGGAGCAGGAGAGCAAGGACGUUCGCCAGCUGCCCGACAAGGUCAGCACGUUCAUCGACCAGAUCAACCACACCUACUUCGACGGCAAGCUGGACCUCAACGACAAGAAGAUGCUGAAGAAGACGCUGCGACAGGCAAAGCACGAGCAGCGAGGCCGACCCAAGUCCAUGGAGGGCUUUCAGCGAGAUGACGACCACAUGACUGAAGAUCAGAAACAUUUGGAUGAGCUUUAGUUCGCUGCUAUGUAAAGACUGAAAUGCUUUUGCAUUAUCAGUUAGGUUAUUUUGAAGGCAGUUCUUUAGCAAUCGGAGGGAUAUGUGUUUACGAAGGAUGCUUGCACUUCUUGUGGCCUUGGUAUAGUUUAUUGGAAUUAUUUCCCUAUAGGAUGCAUUUAAAGCUGUAUUAUUUUAGGUAAACAUUUAAAGCAAAUGUGACCUCUUACCUGCAAAAUAAGUUCAACCAAGUGAUCGCACCCUGCUGACCUGGCUAGGAAUAUGACCAGAUACUGAUGACGCCUUGUAUGUAAUACCAUGACUGUUUUGAUGCUUCUGUUUCUGUGGUGAGUUGCAUGUAACCAGAGUGCAUUUUUGGAAUGUAAUUUAGUACAGGUAGACGACUUAUAUUGCUUAUCCGGUGUGGCAACAAAAAUGAUAAGUUAGGUAUCCUAUUCUGGUCUUUCGAAGUCUUUAAAGACUUCGAUGCGAUUGUCUUUAACUUUGUUGCAUUUGUGUGACCUGUCUCAGAAGCAGAUUAAUGAUAACCGUUCGUGUAGAGACAAGAAAAACAACUUAGUGUUUGUGUUUAUGUCAACCUUCACCUAAUUUAUUUUACUUCAUUGGACGGUAAUUAUAAGCUGAUCUUCGUCGUACUCGAGGCUGGACCACCUAUGCUUUGAUUAGGUAUAUGUCAAAAAUAUAGCAUACAAAAAGA
Molecule: messenger RNA, 5698 nt
Organism: Amphibalanus amphitrite
Lineage: Eukaryota; Metazoa; Arthropoda; Thecostraca; Balanomorpha; Balanidae
Product: polycystic kidney disease protein 1-like 2
Exons: 3
Coding region: 205-5001 (1598 amino acids)
Biological process (GO): detection of mechanical stimulus
Cellular component (GO): membrane
Molecular function (GO): protein binding; calcium ion binding; calcium channel activity
Source: RefSeq, a predicted model, not a curated record